CGUAUUUGACAGUGACACGUUAAAUCUGUCAAAAUGACUGCCACUGACACUUGUUGGCUAAGAUAAUCCUCAAAAAUGAUAAACAAACUGGGAUUGUGAUUAUAUUGGUUAGCAACAAUUAGCUGCAGCAUGGCGGUGUACGCGGCGCACUUGACGAGGACCCUGCAGGGCACGCCGACCGUGUUCCAAGUCACCGCGCAGGAGGCCCUCGGCGCCACCGUCAAACCGGCGCUACGGAAAGUUGCUGAGUACCUAGCAGCAGUGUACCCCAACAAGUGUGGAUGGUGCGUGCGCUGGUAUGAUGAGGUGUUCCUGCUGUUUGACUCCUGUCUGCAAUACUACUACCUCAAACAUUAUGCUGCAUCAUUCUCGGAAAGUUUCUACGACCUGAUCCGAGUGCCGACAUCUUCAUCGAAUGAGUUCAGCAGUGGGCAGCAGCUGCCGGUGUACCUGGAGCGAGCCUCGCUGGCGCUGCUGGUGCUGCUGCCCUAUCUAAAGGACAAGCUUGAGGCUGUGGUGGAACACUGGAGAGAGGAUGACGAGGAUGGACGGUUGGGGAAGUCGACACAGGACCGUCUCCGCCGCGCCGCUACCCGCGUGUACCUGGCGGCGCAGUCGGCGUGGUGCUGCUGGCGGCUGGUGCAGCUGGCGCGGUACACGCGCGGGCGCAGCGCGGCGCAGUCGCCGGCGCUGUGGGCGCUGGGCGUGGCGCUGCGCCCCGCGCCGCCGCGGCAGCCCUCGGAGCACACGUGGGGGGAUCUGCUGACCAGUGUCGCUACUGGAGAUAUUGGUUCGGCAGCGGAGUGCCUGCCGCUCGUAGGCGGCGCGAUGCUGCGGGCGGUGGAGUACGGCGCGUUCGGCGUGCAGUUCCUGCGCUGGUGGCAGGCCGCCGCCGCGCCGCAGCAGGCCUUACCCGUGCCGCCGCCGCCUAAGCGGGACGAGCGUUCCGUGCGGUUCCGUAACAAGUGCCCCGUGUGCCUACAGACGUGGAAGAUACCCACCGUGCUGCCCGUGUCCGGCUACAUAUUCUGCUACUCGUGUAUAUCGAAACACCUGCGCAGUCACUCCGCCUGUCCUCUCACGCGCCUGCCAGCCGCAGAGACAGACCUAGUACGGCUAUACCUCGACUAGUCACCACUACAGGAAGAAAGAAUAAUAGUGUAAUAUCUGUGUUAUUACAGUGAUUAACUAGUCAUACUAUGAUGAUGAGGCAAAAAUGUCAAUUUAAAUAUUCCAUCACAGUCCAUGUGUGUGUUCACCGGCCAGUAUGCUAAGUUUUAUUUCGGAACACACUUAAUAAUUAUGUAUUGUAUAACAAGCAUUGAUGAUGAUGAUGUCCUCCUAGCCAAUUAUCGGCUACGGCGGCUGGUCUCAUGUAAGGAGAUCAGCCAGCUGCGCAGGACAUAUUAUAGUGCACGAGCAUUUGCGCAGACACAGGUGCACUCACUAUUCCUUCACUCUCAUAGCGCGAUUAGGACAUGUCAGACUAAUAAAGCUAAUUCCAAUUGUAAGAUUCAGUAGUUGUGCAUAGUGUUGACAAUGAUCUAUUGUUUAUAGACUGAAUUAUGUAAAUAUUAAGAAGACAUUUAUUAUUUAUAUGAAGUAAAUACAUAUAAUAAUACGUGUAUUGAAUGCCAGGUAGGUACUUAGGGAGUGAAAGAAAAAAGGUUCGUGUCAAUUUGGUGUAGGUUUGGCAAACAAAAUAUUUGGUUUACCAGGGAAGUGGGUUUUGAAACUAUUUAUAGUAUUAAGUUUUCAGAAAUAAGGUGCAAUAUUACUGUGUAAGAUAAGUAAUGUUAAUGUACGAUACUAUUGUUAUAUAUUUGCAUAUAAGAAAUUAAAUUAUUAUAUUUUUAAAUAAAACACAAGAAAUA
This is a messenger RNA of Helicoverpa zea (corn earworm), 1874 nucleotides long. It is a transcript of the gene Pex12, whose product is annotated as peroxisome assembly protein 12-like. NCBI's taxonomy places the organism in Eukaryota, Metazoa, Arthropoda, Insecta, Lepidoptera, Noctuidae. The coding region runs from base 130 to 1131 and encodes 333 amino acids. The record is from RefSeq and is a predicted model, not a curated record. Gene Ontology annotation, molecular function: ubiquitin-protein transferase activity; zinc ion binding; protein binding. Gene Ontology annotation, biological process: protein import into peroxisome matrix; protein monoubiquitination. The transcript is spliced from 7 exons. Gene Ontology annotation, cellular component: peroxisomal membrane; peroxisomal importomer complex.